AUGGACCCCCACCACAGAAGAACCAUGGUCACCGUCCUUGCCGAAAUUGGCGCCUCAGCCCUCAUCACCUUUUGUAUCACAAAGUUCGCCGACCGUGAAUACUACAAGCAAUCGGCUGCCGAAUUGAAACAAGGCUUGAAAAGAGAGUUGCAAGCUCAAUUGGAAGAAUCAACCGCAAAAUAUGAGACCCUCAUCUCUUCCAACUCCAAGGCCAUCACCGCCAAAAACUCCCAAAUCGACGAGUUGAACUUGAAGAUCUUGAACUUGGAAAAAUCCCACCACGACAAAGUCGCCAGCUUAAACUCCGACUCUGCUAAAUUGAACAGCCAAUUACAAGCAUUUGCCGCCGAAAAACUGCAAUUGGAAUCGACCAUCAAACAGUUGAACUUGUCUAUCGACAAACUCACCGCCGAUCUUGCCACCGAAAAAACCAUGUUAUCUAAGACCAAACAAGAAAUUACAGAGUUAUCCGCAAAAAUCGACACCCUUGAAGCCGAAAAAAUCGCUGCUGCCGAACACUUGAAAUCUUCUAUCAAUUCUAAGGACGCCGAGAUUUCUACCUCUAAGGAUGAAAUUUCCAAAUUAUCCGGAUCGUUGGCCGAGUUCACCGAAAAACACUCUUCUCUUUCUAAAGAUUUGGAAUUGAAACAAUCAAUCAUCGCCAACCAUGAAAAACUUACCAAAGAGUUAGAAACUAAAUUAUCUGCCAAACAUCAAGAAUUGGACCAAAUGUCUUCAAAGCAUGCCGCGGCUACCUCGGAAAUUGAAAUCUCCAACUCUAAACUUUCCAGUUUACAAAGUGAAUUAAAAGCAACAAAAGAACAACUAUCUGCCAAAGAAGCCCAAUUGGCAGACCAAUUGAAAAAAUUCGAAGACGAAAAAUCAGCGCUUUUGGAAUCUCAAAAAUUGAAAAUCGCCGAGUUAAGCGACGAAUUGAACAAAAAACAUGAAUUGUUGACUGCAAAACAACAAGAAUUGGAUAACGCCAGCAAGACUUCAAAAGACGCCAGCGAUUCUCAAAUUAAAGACUUGAAUAGCAAAAUCAGUUCCUUGUCAACUUCUUUGACCGACAAAGAAGCGGAAAUUGAAACCAAAUCCAAGGAACUCUCCACCAAGACUUCCGAAUAUGAAGCAAAACUUUCUUCCACCAAAGCCGAACUUGCCGCUUCUGCCGCUACCAUUUCCGAAUUGCAAAAGGAUUUGGAUGCUAAAAUCGCUGAAUUUGAAGCCUUAGAAGGGUCCUCCAAGUCAUCCACCGAUUCAGAAAUCACCAAGCUCAAGGAAGAAUUGAAGGCUUUGAAAGAAGAACAUACCAAGCAUUUGGCAGAAUCAAAGGCCUCUCAUGCCACCGAAUUGGAAUCAAAGAAUAAGGAAAUCGCCAAUAAGACUAAACAAUUGGACGAGUUGACUUCAACCCACGUUGGUGAAUUAAAAUCCAAGGCUACAGAAAUUGCUGCCAAAACCAAGGAAUUGGAAGAUUUGAAACAAACCCAUGACAACGCUAUCGCCACCAAGUCCAAAGAAUUAGAAGCUUUGAAAUCUACCCAAGAAAAGGAAUUGGCUGCUAAAUCUGAAGAAUUAUCUGUCAAAUCUGAAGAAUUGUCUGCGAAAUCUAAGGAAUUCACCGCCAAAUCUGAAGAAUUGACCACCAAAAGCUCCCAGCUCCAAGCUAAAGUCGAAGAAUUAACUAAACAAGUCGAAACCUUGAAGUCUGCCAAGGAAGAAGCUAUUAAAUCUUCAACUUCAGAACAUAGUGCUGCCAUCAAGAAAUUGGAAUCGUCUCACGCUGAUGAAAUCAAGAAAUUGGAAACCUCUCAUAAAAGUGCAACUGAAGAAUUAUCCACUAAGCAUAAGUCUGAAAACUCUGCCAACGAAUCCAAAAUCACCGAUCAAGAAGCCCAAAUCAAAACUCAAGGCUCCAAAAUCGAAGAAUUGACUAGUGAGAUUGCUACUUUGAAAUCAGAAAUCAGUCAAAUCCAAGCUAAAGCCUUGGAAGCAUCUGCAACAUCGGCUUCCACCAAGGUCGACGAUGACAAAGAAAAUUUGCCAAUUGAAGGAAAGGCCCUUGAAGCUUGA
Messenger RNA from Saccharomycopsis crataegensis, 2076 nucleotides. RefSeq lists its product as uncharacterized. The coding region runs from base 1 to 2076 and encodes 691 amino acids. The transcript has a single exon. NCBI's taxonomy places the organism in Eukaryota, Fungi, Ascomycota, Saccharomycetes, Ascoideales, Saccharomycopsidaceae. The record is from RefSeq and is a predicted model, not a curated record.